CAGGACCAAGGAUGUCAAAACGAGUCAGCUUCUAUGCUCUUAUAGGCCUGGCGUCCCUCUGCAUCUUCUUCUUAGCAUUUAAUCAACGCUACAGCAGCUAUCUCGAGCAUCGACUGCAGCCGGUAAUAUCGGAUGUUGAGAUAAGACCCCGCCUUGUCAAAAUUCAAGAACCAGUAACGGCGUAUUUUAGGGCAUCCACAGAAAAUGUCACGCUCUCUGAAAUCCAAGAGGUUGUGGACCAACAAAGAAAAGCGAUCCAGAGAGAAAUGGAGGACUACAGGUACCCGAAUGGAAAAUAUAGCGUCAAUGUUAGCAAGUUGGAGGAUUUAGUAAUGGAGAAAGGUGGAAGACCAAUGAGGAGCGUGAUUUUGACAAGCUGGCGAAGUGGAAGCACGUUUCUUGGCGACGUCAUAAACGCACAUCCAGCAAAUUUUUACCACUACGAGCCCCUGUUAGACUUUGGGAUUGUGCAAAUUCGGGGACCCCCACUCGCGGACGAAGCUCUUGGAAACCUCGAAUCUUUAUUAAGAUGUGAUUUUAAUAAUCUUGAUCGAUAUUUAGAAUAUGGUAAAACGCAUCCGUGGGUUUUCAAUCAUAAUACACAUUUAUGGAGGCAAUGUCAGGCACACAAGAAAAUUUGUUGGGAUCCACGCUUCGUUUCCAGAUUUUGUAAAUUAUUUCCAUUUCAAUCCAUGAAAAUCGUUCGUUUGAGGCUGCGUGCAGCGGAGAAACUUUUAGACCAAGAAGAUUUAGGAAUACGAUUAGUUUUAUUGAUUCGAGAUCCCCGUGGAAUCUUGCAAUCUAGAAAGCACCGGGAAUGGUGUCCCACUAAUCCAGAUUGCUCGGAUCCGGCAUUAGUAUGCGCUGACAUGGUGUCGGAUUUCAGCGCAGCAGUACGAUUAAUAAAAAAGUAUCCACGUACUUUCAGGGUAGUACGUUACGAAGACUUAUCCGUAGAUCCGUACAGACACGUGAAGAACCUAUACAAUUUUUACGGUUUGGACUUUCAUAUAAAUGUAAAAAGAUUUUUGGAUACUCAUACAAAGAAUGACGUCGGCGGUGUGUCGAGCACCUUCCGUAAUUCAAAAGUCGCGCCGUUUCACUGGCGGGCCGAUCUCGACUUCGAGGAAGUGGACGAGAUACAAAGGGUAUGCGCUGCUGCAAUGCGACUAUGGGGAUACGUUAUGGCGUUGAAUUCCACCCACCAAAAGGAAUUCGAUCCCCUCACCGAAUACCAUCUGCAAUUGUGACCAUACGCCGUGACGCGGGAUUUACAAGUAGUCGCAUCAUAAAUAUUGCACUGUGUAGAGACGGUGUUA
Dufourea novaeangliae is the source of this 1319-nucleotide messenger RNA. Its product is annotated as carbohydrate sulfotransferase 4-like. Gene Ontology annotation, molecular function: N-acetylglucosamine 6-O-sulfotransferase activity. The record is from RefSeq and is a predicted model, not a curated record. The coding region runs from base 12 to 1250 and encodes 412 amino acids. NCBI's taxonomy places the organism in Eukaryota, Metazoa, Arthropoda, Insecta, Hymenoptera, Halictidae. Gene Ontology annotation, biological process: N-acetylglucosamine metabolic process; sulfur compound metabolic process. The transcript is spliced from 7 exons.